AUGGUUGUCUUAAAUCUCUUCAAUCGCAACCACAUGUUUCAAUCCAGACCAAAAACGGCGAUGGAAGGGUUCCUCCCUGCGCCAGCUAAGGGCGCUCUGGUUGGCAUUCUCUGUCCAGAGUGCUCGACACCCCUCAGAUACCAUUCUGCACUGGCCGACUCAUGGCGCAUCCACUGCCCCACACCGCCCAAAAACAAUCAACACAACUGGCGCACCUGGCGAUGUGAUCAACUGAACCACGAACGGGCGUUGAUUAACGCUGGGGUUCCCCAACCGAUCGUUUCUUCACCAGAAGAUUGGGGUUCUCGCAUUUCACCAUUUGGCGUCUUACUUGAUCCUAAACCCCCAAACCUCGCCAACCCAUCUACUACCAAUCGAAACAAAACCGCCAGCAGGACCAACAAUCUGGCCAACCCUAUUCCUCAUGAUGUUUACCAUCCAUUCUUAGGUCGACAACCUCCUCUCACCACGUUGGAAACGCCACAAGUUGACUCGCUUGCAGGGCCACAUCGGGUGAAGGUCAAGUAUCCUUGUCAGCGACCUUCACGUGGGCCCACCGCACGUACUCAUCGCGCGACAGGGAAUAAGGGUUGCCCUUAUCAGUACUGCCAAGCGUGUUGCCUUGAAUACGGUUUGGGGGCGUGUUCCAAGCACACUCGAACGCACCCCGCCCACAUCAAAAACCCGAUGGAUGUGGCAAAGGCUCAUCAAGUACCUCGUCACCCAUCUCAAUCGACCUCAGGUAGCAUUAGUCUUAGCACGGCUGCAAGUACAUCAACUCAAGCCAGUACAUCAACUCAAGCGACACCCGAAACAGGACGCGCACGCACUGGUGGCCGCAUCCACCAAUGGGCCCAAUCAGCUAACACGCUGGGACGGCUUCUGGGUCCUCAAACCGUUGCGAACAUCCAGAACGACCGGCGUGAGCGAUAUGAAGCUUUUGAACGGGAGAUAGCUCAAAAAUACGAUGAGACCAAGGUCGUCACAAUCCACCUGUGGCUCAAGGCGGACGAAAGCAAGGUCAUUUCGGCGCAUUUCGCGCAAUGGCCGAAGGCUAGGCUUGACGAAUCCAGCCUGCUCAUGCAAGCUUGCACGCAGACGCUGGGCCCUACGUGGAACCGAGCCCUGUUUUUCUGGGACGAAAAGCUAGACUCUUGGCAUGAAACUAUGGUCACUUUUCCUCACCGGUUCCUCUCAAGCGACAAAGUGGUCAUAGUUUGGUCGCAACAAGUGGAUCCUCGUACACCUGGUUUGCCGCAAAGCAAGUCCAGGCACCUCAGUACUGGCUUCAUUCAAAACGAUCCGAUUGAGCCUGCGACCUCCAAAGCUGGACAAGCCACUCUUCCUCCCAAAUCCGACGGGGAGGAGAUAAUUUUGGUUAAAUCCUAUCUGACAGCUAGUGCACCUGCCAAACGGGCCAGCGCGCCUCCCGAUUCCGAUGAUGACGAGAUCACUGUGGUGAAGUCCAUUCUGACAUCCGCCAGUGCCGACGCCAACCGUGACAUAUCACCCAAAACCGACCAUUCAGACAAUUCAGUUGAGCUGGUGAGUAGCAACUUUCCAACCACGAUCCAACCAAACAUGGUGAAACGCGAAAAAUCAGAAGACCUACCUAUAUUUGACCCUUUCGAAGUGUCACCAAGACACGACGCGAACAGAGGUCAUCACCCCGAAUCAGCUGGUGGUGGCUCCACUUCCACUACGACUACAAAGUCCGACCCAGCCUUGAAAAAAAAGUGGCCUGGCCCAGAGGUGCUUGUGUCAACCCUUCUUGCGUGGUACAAGGAGUGUGAAACUCGUCCUCCCCUGCAGGCAUGGAAGGACGUUUGGGGUCACGAGUGGGUUUUGGUACCUUCAACUGUGUAUAGGAAUCGGCAGUGGGUGGAAAGAGUGGGGUACAAACGAUUCUUGGCAGAUUACAGGAAGAAUCCCCGUGCAAGCGUCGGACAAGCACGGAUUCUUUACAAGAAGGAGUUCCAAGCAGUGGCGAAUGUCUAA
Messenger RNA from Melampsora larici-populina 98AG31, 1998 nucleotides. RefSeq lists its product as uncharacterized. NCBI's taxonomy places the organism in Eukaryota, Fungi, Basidiomycota, Pucciniomycetes, Pucciniales, Melampsoraceae. Bases 1 to 1998 code for a protein of 665 amino acids. The transcript is spliced from 7 exons. The record is from RefSeq and is a predicted model, not a curated record.